This is a messenger RNA of Neoarthrinium moseri, 1263 nucleotides long. RefSeq lists its product as uncharacterized. Lineage: Eukaryota; Fungi; Ascomycota; Sordariomycetes; Amphisphaeriales; Apiosporaceae. The record is from RefSeq and is a predicted model, not a curated record. Gene Ontology annotation, molecular function: mRNA binding. Bases 1 to 1263 code for a protein of 420 amino acids. Gene Ontology annotation, cellular component: nucleus; cytoplasm. The transcript is spliced from 4 exons.
AUGGCGACUGAUACUCUUGCCAACCAAGUCCCCAUCAACAACACAAUCCAAGUGAAUGUACGACCUGGCAACGAGACAGGUCUGUAUUACAUUCUCCUUUCGAAUUUGCCUUGGCAAACAUCGUGGCAGCAUUUGAAAGAUCACGUCCGCACAGUGUGCUCUGCUGUUGAGAGGGUUGAAAUCUUCAACGAGAGCACCACAGCCUGGGUCUGUGUUCGCGGCCAUGAAAACUACAAAGCAGCUCUACAUUUAUUGAGCACCGUACCAUUCAAUGGAAGACCAACAUUCGCGGAUGGCAGGAAUGCCCACCAAGAGAUUCCCAUUAAGAGACUGGUCGGUCCUACCGACAUGCGUAUGCCCUCACCCCGGUCACCUCGGACCCCUAGAACGACACCGCAGGUGACGCAGUAUUCGAGCCACUCUCCCUCCAUGAUGUCCCCUACUGUAUCGGACUACAGCCAGUGGUCAUCUGCGGCGCCCGGCUCGAUCAUGUCUAGCCCAGCUACGGAAUAUGGAGUACACCCAUUGCCAAUGGCCGCAGCCUAUGAUUACUCCGAGUCCAAUGGCUCAUAUCCAGCGUACGAAAACGGCUACGUAGACGCUACAACAAUCAUGUCAACGGCUGCGCGACCUUACACUUGGGAAUCAAACUAUCCGUAUUCCCAACACUACGCACAGUCCAGUGAUUACUACGACAGCAACAACUACGCACAAUCCAGUAAUUACUAUGACAACUACUCUACGUCUACGUACACCGCGGGCCCCGGGGCGAAAGCAACAAGACACCGAAGGGCCCACAGCGGCGAACUGGUUGCAACCGAACGGCGAAAGAUACUCAUCAAAAAUUUGACAUCAUGGACUCAGCGAGAACGGGUUAUGGAGCUGCUCCAAAGCAAGUGUGGAAUCAACUCAAAUCAGAUCAGUGCAAUCAAUGUUCCAUCUAGCAAUGGUAGUAGCAGAGGUUACGCUACGGUCACUUUCAACAGCGAGGAGAAAGCUGCUAAAGCUGUUAAGAAGCUCCACAAGUACAAGGUUGAUGGUAAGACUCUCGAGGUUGAUUACACGAAAGAGGGUGUCUCAAGGAAUGAGGAUACCCGAGGCCGGCAUUACAGCAAGCACCAACGGGAAGAAAAGGAGAAGAAUGAAAAUGCACAGAGCUCUGGUUCAGGCAGCGACAAGAAGGAAAGGCCUGCUAAAAAGGGUGUCAUUAUCGCUAACGGCUCUUCAAAAAAGGUUGGCGAGAGCAGUAAAGGCUCGAAUUGA